Zasmidium cellare ATCC 36951 is the source of this 504-nucleotide messenger RNA. RefSeq lists its product as uncharacterized. The transcript has a single exon. The coding region runs from base 1 to 504 and encodes 167 amino acids. Lineage: Eukaryota; Fungi; Ascomycota; Dothideomycetes; Mycosphaerellales; Mycosphaerellaceae. The record is from RefSeq and is a predicted model, not a curated record.
AUGGCGGCCCAGGGAUACAAGUACGAAGCCGCGGGCCUGAUGUCCACAAUCCGCCCCGUUUCACUGCAGACGAAAACAAACCACACCGCGCACCUCUGGCAGGAGUUCCACGAAGGCCAAAUCCGCAAAACCCACGUCUUCACCCGCCUCAACGUCCAGCUCACCACCCGAGACGUCUGCGCCAACUCCAACAACGAAACCGGCGAAGACCCGCAAGCAACGCUCUGCUCCAGCGGCGCCAACGAGGGCUCCACUGGCGUCUACGACUCCUUCGACAUGUUCCAGGACGAGGACUCGUACGAGGUCGUCGACUACGGCAUGGGCGACAGCAAGUAUGCGGAUGAUGUGGCGCGGUAUGGCGGAGAUUUGAUGGAUCUUGGGGGGACGUCUGGGCUGUGUGUUUAUCCUAGUGUGAAUAAUCGGACGGCGUUGACGAUUUUGUCCGCAAUUGAGAUGGGGGGCCGGCCGAGUCAGACUUAUGCGAAUUGUCCUAGUUUGUCGUGA